CUCGUUCCUGCUGGAUCAGCACAUUGAUGCCCUCUUUUUAUUUGAUAGAGCGAGGUCAGUAAUAUUUACAUCCUUUCUUAAUUCGAGUGGUUAGUGAUCGUGCGGCGAGCUCCAUCCACUGCUGCUGACAAUCUGAAGAUCCCAAAAGAUAUCCAAAAUCCAGCACGGAGUACCGCUAUACAAAGGCAAUUUAGCCAGACAUCAGCAGCGAGCCAGCGACCAACCAUCAACCAUAUCCCCUCGCCGCAGCAGGCAGCAGCCCAAGAUGCCGCCGCCGCUUCUCCUCCUACUCCUCGUCCCGCUCGUCCACCUCCUCGCUCCGGCUCUCGCUGAAACCCCCGACCACUACGCCGUCCGCUACGCCCCGCCGGGCGCCGAGACCAUUGCGGCUGCGGCUCAAGAGUACCUCGACCCGACCUACCCUCUCCCGGGCCCCCCGCCCGCCGCGAAGACGUGCACCGUGCCGGUGCUCUCCUACUCCUUCGCCAGCACCUACGGUGCCGCCCCGGCCAAGGCUGCCUACGCGCCCCCCGCCGGGUGCCCCGCGCCCUGGUCCCUCGUCGUGCUCUCCUUCUCCGCGGCCUGCGCCGGCGAGCAGUACGACCGCGUCGCCGCCGUCUGGCUCGACGGCGCCGAGCUCCUUCGCACCACCACCGCCGAGCCCACCCCGGACGGCGUCGCCUGGACCGUGCGCAAGGAUGUCACCCGGUACUCCGCCCUCCUCCGCUCCCCGCCCGAUGGCGUCCUGUCGGUCAUGCUCGAGAACGUCGUCAACGACGAGUACACCGGCGUGUACAACGUCACUGUCUCCCUUGAGUUCCACGGCACUCCGGCUUACAUCUCCGACACAACUUCACCCUCCUCCUCUGCUCGCGUUGACAGCCCCGACCCGGCGCCACCGACGCUGCCGGAGUCCUACUUCCAGGCGGCCGACCUUAUCCUUCCGAUCUCGGAGGCCACCAGCAAUAGCGGCUACUGGUUCCGCAUCCAGAACUCGUCCGACUCGCGCUCCAAGCUCGUGACCAUUCCGUCGAACACCUACCGUGCGGUGCUCGAGGUGUUCGUGUCGCCCCACGCGAACGACGAGUUCUGGUACUCCAACCCGCCGGACCUCUACAUCCAGGAGAACAACCUCACAACGCCGAGGGGCAACGCCGCGUACCGCGAGGUCGUGGCCAGCGUGGACCACCACUUCGCCGGCUCCUUCGUGCCGUUCCCCGUCAUCUACACGGGCGGCAUCAACCCGCUCUACUGGCAGCCCGUCUCCGCGCUCGGCGCCUUCGACCUGCCGACCUACGACAUCGAGCUCACCCCGUUCCUGGGCCUCCUCGUCGACAGCAAGGCCCACGAGAUCGGCCUCAGCGUGGUGGACGGCAUCGCCGAGUGGCUCGUGGACGCCAACCUGCACCUCUGGCUGGACCCCAAGUCAUCGGACGUGCAAGCGUCGCUGGGCCGUUACAAGACGCCGCGGCUGUCCAUCACCCGCCGGUACGCGACGCAGCUGCUGGACGGGAGCUUCAGUAUCCGCGCCAAGAGGAAGUCCGCCUUCAGCGGCUGGGUGAAAUCCUCGCUCGGCAACCUGACGACCGAGGUGGAGACGGAGCUGGAGACGAGCAGCCUGGUCUGGUUCAGCAACGGCGGAAAGAACAAGACCGUGGAGCUGCGGGCGGAGCAGGAGACGGAGGUGGUGGUCCGGUCGGAGACGAGGAAGGUGAUCGGGAAGAUCGAGACCGAGGCCAAGUACCCUCUGUGGUUCUACAUGGACACCGAGGACGGCGAGAACGGCACGUCCGUCGUCACGGGGAGCCUGUCCCACAGCCUGAACGUCGAGACGGAGGUGAAGUCAGGUAGCUUCGAGAACAAGGCGAAGCUCGCCGACGAGCAGAGCGCGGAGGGCUGGAUGGUCGUCAAGGACCACGACGUGGUCAACGGGUCGGCGACGACGACCCAGAUGUACCGGUACAGCGACGACCGGUGGAGCUACCAGCGGACGAUCGACGCCGUGGACGGCGCGGUGCUGAGCGACAACGUGAGCGAGAGCUACCGCGUCCAGGUCCAGGACGCGGCCAACACUUUUUGCCUCUCUGGAAGGAGAUGCGGGGAUGGAACUGCGUCGGUGGCCGAGCGCUGGGUUGAGGUUGCUCCUAUGUAACUAAACAGAGCCCGUGAAAAGCAGAGUUGUUCUUGGAUUCCCACAAGGCUGCGCGAUUGUCGGUUCCAAUUUUUGUACGUACUUAUCCACUUCAUUAUCUCAAGUGCGCUUUUGUUAUUGUAUACACCACUGUAUGCUACAGUUCAUGUGAAAUUUAUGUAUCCAUGCUUCUGUUGCCGGGAUUAUUCUGUUUUUAAUUUUGAAAUAAAGCGCGCAGGCAGUGUUAAUAAAGCUGUUGCUGUGGCA
Molecule: messenger RNA, 2398 nt
Organism: Brachypodium distachyon (stiff brome)
Lineage: Eukaryota; Viridiplantae; Streptophyta; Magnoliopsida; Poales; Poaceae
Product: peptide-N4-(N-acetyl-beta-glucosaminyl)asparagine amidase A
Exons: 1
Coding region: 266-2152 (628 amino acids)
Cellular component (GO): vacuole
Source: RefSeq, a predicted model, not a curated record